AUGGAAAUUGAAGGGGUGGAGCUUCCACUAAUUGUUGUGGAUGGAGAUGGACCAUCACUUUUUGGUCGAAAUUGGCUACAGGUCAUACGCCUAGAUUGGAGUCAAUUGAAGUUGAACCGGGUUGAGACUGCCACACCUACUUUAGAGAAGCUAUUGGAAGUACACGGAGAGCUAUUCGAGUCUGGUGUGCGAACUCUGAAAGGAUAUACUGCGCAUUUGGAAAUCAACAAAGAUGCCACUCCUCGGUUUUUCAAACCAAAGUCUGUGCCAUAUGCGUUACGGGGUGCCAUCGAGAAAGAGUUGGAUCGUCUGGAAGCGAAUGGAGUACUAGAACGUGUCCAUACUAGUCGGUUUGCAACACCAAUAGUACCUGUUCCAAAAUGUGAUGGCAGCAUCCGCAUUUGUGGGGAUUACAAGGUUACAGUUAAUCCCGAGCUGUCUGUUGACCAGUAUCCCUUGCCAAAGCCUGAUGACAUCUUCGCUACUUUGGCAGGAGGAGAAAAGUUUUUGAAAGUUGAUUUGGCCAAUGCCUAUCAACAGGUACUACUGGAUGAAGAGUCUAGAGACUUGGUGACUAUCAACACGCACAGGGGUUUGUACCAGUUUACCAGAUUACCUUUUGGUAUUGCCAGUGCACCAGCAGUGUUCCAGAAUUUGAUGGACCAGAUAUUACAGGGAACAGAAGGAACUGGGUGCUACCUGGAUGACAUAAUUUUCACGGGCAAGAAUGAUGAAGAUCAUCUCAAGAAUUUGUCGGUUGUUUUAAGUCGACUUCAGAAGUAUGGUUUGAGGCUAAAAAGAAGCAAGUGUGUAUUCUUACAACCGGAGGUGGAGUUCUUAGGUUGUAGGAUUGACAAGACCGGGCUCCACACAUCCGAUGAAAAGGUCACGGCUAUCAAGCAAGCACCAACGCCAAAGAAUGUCACACAAUUGCGUUCAUUCUUGGGAUUGCUAAAUUAUUAUGGAUGCUUUUUGGCAAACUUGUCUACUCUGUGUCAGCCUCUAAAUCACCUCUUUGAGGAAAGACACUCCUUGGAAGUGAACCAACCACUGCCAACGGGUUUUCCGGCAAGUGAAAGAGCAGCUAGCAUCAGCAAAGGUAUUGGUGCAUUACAAUUCUGAGCUUCCACUCAGUCUAUCAUGCGAUGCUUCAUCCUAUGGAAUUGGAGCUGUCAUUUCACAUACUUUCCCUGAUGGUGCAGAGAGACCUAUUGCAUUUGCCUCGAGGUCAUUAUUGCCAGCCGAACGGAAUUAUUCUCAAUUGGACAAGGAGGCAUUGUCACUGGUGUUUGGCGUAAAGCGUUUUCACCAAUACCUAUAUGGCAGGAAAUUUGUUCUGAUCACUAAUCACAACCCGCUGACAACUAUUCUGGGUCAGAAACAGAAGGUACCAUCAAUAGCAGCGGCACGGCUACAGAGGUGGGCUUUACUGUUAUUCGCAUACAAAUACCUUAAAGUACCGAGGAUCCGCACAACAUGGAAAUGCUGAUUGCCUAUCGAAGUUACCUCUAGAUAACUGUGCCAGAGGAGGUGAGCUCAGCAGAAGGUAGGAAGGUGAAUCUCACUCAGCUUACCGCUCUUCCUGUUACUAGCAAGGAAUUAGCAAGAGAAACCAAGAAGGACCUAUUGUUGUCAAAGGUUUUCAGGUAUACAAUG
Messenger RNA from Corticium candelabrum, 1656 nucleotides. RefSeq lists its product as uncharacterized. The record is from RefSeq and is a predicted model, not a curated record. The coding region runs from base 1 to 1122 and encodes 373 amino acids. The transcript is spliced from 3 exons. Lineage: Eukaryota; Metazoa; Porifera; Homoscleromorpha; Homosclerophorida; Plakinidae.